AUGAAGAUGAGGAGAGUGAGGAAUCAAGUGAAGAAGAAUCUAGCUUGGAGAGUGAUGAGGAUGAGUCUGAAUCCGAAGAUGAGGUUUUUGAUGAUUCUAUUUGCCCAACAAAUUGUGAUGUGGCUCUUUUUGAGCUCACCCUUCAACUUCGAGAGAAAAGGCUGGACAUUGAGGAGGCUUUAGUUGAAGAAAAGAAAGUUGUUGAUAACCUCAAAAAGGAAUAUGAUACAUUGUCAAAAAAAGUGAAAAUUGUGGCAACUAAUCUGAAUGCAGCGGAGGAGGCCCUGGAGGCUUAUCAGCGAGAGAAGCAGCAGCGACUGAAUGAACUGCUGGUUGUGAUUCCGCUCAAGCUCCACCAGAUAGAGUAUGUGGUAUUUGGAGAAAUACCUAGCGAUCUUUCUGGUACUUUGGUCUUCUCUAACCACGCCUUGAGACGGCUGCAAGAACGAAUCCGCGAGCUCCAGGAGGAAAAUUCCAAGCAGCAAAAACUGAACAAAGAAUGGAGAGAGAGACGUAAACAGCUCAUCCGAGAAAAGAGAGAAAUGACAAAAACCAUACAUAAAAUGGAGGAAACAGUCCGUCAGCUCAUGAUCAGCAAGUUCGGCCGUGUGGUAAACCUGGAAGCCCUUCAGACGCUUUCUGUUAAUACAACACUUGAAGAACUGAAGAUCAGAAAACUUCGAAAGGAGCUAGCGAAUGCGAAGGAGAUGAAGAUGUGGGAGGAAAAGAUUGCUCAAAUGCGAUGGGAACUGAUGAUGAAGACAAAAGAACACACCAGAAAGCUUUAUCAGAUGAAUGAUUUGUGUAUUGAAAAGAAGAAACUUGAUUCUCGGUUGAAUACACUACAGAAUCAGCAGGGCAAUGCCUUCCAGAGCCUUCGGGAAGCAGAUGUUGUGGCAAGAGAGGAGGUCACUGAAUUGAUCCAACUCCAGGCGGCAAGGAUUUCAGCCUUAAAGGAGGAGAUUGCUCUUUUGCGUAGGAAAGGUGGUCUUAUCCUCCCCCCCAUUCGGUCUCCACAAGAGAAAGAGAUGCAGCCCGCGGACCUUUGAGUUUGCUGUUUUCGCAAACCCAUGCAAGAUUUCUGACAUAACUCACCUGAAGUUCUGUCUCCUCGUCACCUCCAACAAUCUUAUUACUUUAAAGUUAACUUGUUUGAAAGUCUAAAACCAGAUCUAGUCACGUAGCUUUAAGAAUCUCUCUACAAUUUGGUUAUCUUAGAACCGAAUGCAGCACCCAACCUCUGUUAUGAAACUGAAUAAUUUUAGAUGUUUUGAACCUACUAGAUUGAAUAUGAAGUCUCAGAAGGCUGUUUCAUGAUUGCUGUAAAUCAUCUGUAAUAUAUUUUGUUUUAGGAAAAUUCGAUUUGGGGGUAUGCUGAAUUUUUAGCCAUUGGCAAGAAAAACUAUCAUUCAGCAAUUCGUGAGAAAACUUUGUUUUCUUGAUCCUUAGAAAAUAAACUUAGAUGUCAUUAAGUGUUCUCUGAGAGGAUGCAGGAGAAAAAGACAUUUUGCCAACUGUAUCUUAGAGCAGAAUUGCAACUUUCAGUUUUGGCAUUGUUGACUUCAUAAAGCAGUUAUUUGAGGGCUCGGGAGUCAGGAAAUACAAACAGAUAUGGCAGAGCAGUUUGCUUUGGGUUGGCAGAAAGCAGGAAAAUAACCAGCCUUCUUGGAUAGCCCAGUUUUUGUAGACUCCUCAGUUCUGAGUGGACCAGAGGGGUGUGCUUAAUAAAACAGUCAAUAAGGAGGCUUUUCUCUAAAGAUUUCUGCAACUCCAUCAGAAUUCUAAGUUUUCCCCAUAGUUUCUCAUGUCCUCUGCCAUUUUCUUCAGGUUUUACUUGGGCCAUUUGCUGGUUUUGAUAUAGACGAGGAGACAAUGAAAUAGAUUUACCUUAGAGAUCAUCUUUCACAAUCACUUUUGAUUAUGCAUAACAUUUGAAACUAAUUUAAGAGGAUCCUUUUGGUUUGGGGGUAAGUGCUCAUUGAAGCUCAUGGCUGUAACCACUGAAGGAUAAUCUCACUGACAUUUAGAAUCCUGUUAGUAACAGAGCAUAGCUCUUUAGAUUAAGACCUUUGUAUUAAUGAGUGACUCCAUUGAGGCUGUUCCAGGAUAAGCUGGUCACCGAGAAGGGUGGGUGAAGAAGGGAACAUUGCAUAAAUAUAGAAGGGAACUCAGCAAUGCCAAGUCUUCCUCACCUGUGAUUAACCUGCUAAUCUGCCCCCCAAAAUUAGAUACAGGACUUGCUUUCUUUGUACAUCAGAAUAUUCUUAGAGGUGGCAACUUGGCCUAUUUUCUUCCUAAGAUUCCUUCAUAUUCCUAUUUAAGAGGUCAGAAUACCUUAUUGUUUUCACUUGUCACCAUUAAUUUCUGAUGUAGUCACUUCUCUACUGGAGAGCACCCACUUAUUUUUAAAAAAUCACUUUCUUUGUUGUAUAUCCUAAACCAUAUGUGCCUUUUGAGUAUUUUUAAAAAUAUGCAAGUCAUAGCCCUGAAUGUCUUAUUUAUUGUGGUAAAAAAUUACCCCAAACUUAGCUUGAAACAACAAACUUAUGAUCUGACCCAGGAGUGAGAGGGUUUCUGAGGUCCAGGAAUCUGGGGACAGCUUGGCCGGGUGUUCUGGCUCAGGGUCUCUCGUGGAGUUGCAGUCACACUAGGAGCUGGGGCUGCAGCCAUCUGAAGCUUGGCUGGAGCUGGAGGGGCUACUAACAAAUUCACUCCCUUGGCCAUUAGGCAGGGCUUCAGUUCCUUGCCAUGUGGGCCUCUCCAUAGGGCUUCUCAGGACAUGACUUCUCCCAGAGCAAGUGAUCCAAGAGUGAGGGAGAGAGCAAGAGAGAAUGACGCACACAAGAGCCACAGUCUUUUACAGCCCAAACCCAGAAGUGACAUACCGUCACUAUUGUCAUAUGGGUCACAGGCUGACCCUAUGUGAUGUGGGAGGGGGCUGAACAGGGUGUAAAUGUCAGGUGAGGGUUACGGGGGCCUUCGUAGGGGCUGGCGGCUGCAAGCAGCAGCUACCUAGAGAGAGUGGCUGGUCUCUGAGAAAGGUCUAGAGGCGAUACCAUCCCCUUGGUAAGAGAAUCAGGAGAAGUUAUGUUAUCUUCCUGGGCCUCAUUACCUGACAAAUGAAGGACUGGUAGAAUGGAUUCCUUCCCAUUCUGAAAUUCUGAUUCUGAUUGCAGCAAGAGUGAACCUAGAGUCUAUGGAAGAGCCACGUCAGGAUUUGCUGCGCAUUUCAACUGAGAGGAAAACUAAUCGGGAUAAUUAUUCCCAAACUGAGCUAGACUAAAUCACUAGUUAAUUCUGCAAUAUUCAGGGCUUCAUUCCGCAUGUUUGCGGAAUUGACAAGACAGUUAACACUCAAUUACUUUAUUUUGAAUUGGACAAAAUACGUUGAUAGCUUUAGGUUCAUUUCAACUUGAUUCCAGGCUUAGUCUUAAAUCUGUAGUUAAGUUAGAGCACCUGAAUCUUUGGGAAGUUAAGCUUCAAACCCAAGUAGACCAGCAAGGUGUGGCAUGGGUGGGUGGCUGGGAAGCUGUCCUGCUCCUGGCACACUUUCCUGCCUCCUGCUGUGCUCCCAGAGGAGCAGCCUCACCUCUGAGGGUGAGGCCAAAAAUCAGCCUACACUGAGUUACUUGUGGGUCAAUUGUUCAUAUAACUUGGCUAUUCUGAACUCUCAUCCAUAGUAUUGCCAAUGAUCAAUCUCAGCAUUAGAAGAAACAGAAACCGCAGAGUCCAGCCCCUCUGUCACAACUUCAGAGUAAAGGAGUUGCUCAUGCCUGCCAGCCAGCCUGUCCUACCACAGCGGGCUCCCCACUUAGGGAGGUCUGUGAGCCAUGCGCUAAACAUUUCUUUAGAGCUAAAACCAUUGCGUGCUAUGAUUCCAGUGCUGUGCAGAAAGCAGAUGUUUCACAUAUCACUUCAGAAAAGCUCACCAAAAUUCAUUUUUCAACUACCUUAGAUCAAGGAGAAAAAAACAAAGGAAAAAACGUAAAAAACCAGUGUGGCUAGAAGGUGAGUUACAGCUCAGAUUGGGAGGCCUCUGGAUAGCAAAGCAAUGACUGAGAGCCUUAGCUCCGCCCACUCCAGAAGUGAGCUCUGGGCCGUGAUGCCAGGUUGUCUGAAAUCACAGUAUCUUAUUUUUUCUCUUCUCUUCCCUGCUCUGCUUCUCAUUUCCUAUCAUUUACCUGUUCCUUACAGUCCUUCUUUUUAAAAAAUAUUUUUAAAAUAUUGCUUUCCUGAAAACCACGCUGCAUUUCCACAAGAAGUUCUCUCUGACGUUGAGCUGUUGAUGGAAAAAGGAUGUAGAAGUCUGAGGAAUAGCAGGUGCUAUACUUAUUUUGGCCAGCAGAGGAUGCACUUGCCCUAAACAGUCAGAGUGACUCAAUGCCCCAGGCUUCCCUAGGACCCUGUUUAUCGAAUUCUUCGGGUUUAGAAGCCAGGGUCUGGCCCCCACUUAAUGAGAUUGUCUCAAGUGGCAUUUCAUCUGUAACUCAAUUUUACUGAAAUCUAGAAAAUACAGCCCCCCCCGCACCCUCUCCAGCCCCAAAACUCAAAUGUGUAGUAAGGUUUUCAUUUGCAAGCAUCAGUCUCCAUCUAGUUCCACUUCCACAUACUAAAGAUUUUAAAAUUUCAAUUAAAAAAAGAAGCUAUGGUUGAUCCUUUGGUUGGACAACAGUAUGUAAAUGUUGAUUUUAAACUAGUGAGUCAACUACUCUGGCAAUGUUGGUGUAUCUUUGGAAAGAAGGGAAGUCACCAAGUGAAUUUAUCACGCACCGUAUGUCCAUGUGUGGCACAGCACUUAGCUAUCGUAUUUUGGAGAAAAUACUUGGUCUUCAACACACACCUAUAUAAAAAAGAUUAGUUUUAUUUCUUCAAUAUGACCUAAACUUCAUCUCAAGUCCAGUUGGUAAGAGAACUGUGAAUCUGUUUUUCCUGGUCUGCUGUACAACGGUUCCCUUGUGGACGAGACAGUAAUGUGUUCUGUAUGAAUCCAAGCACAACUGACAUUCACUGUUUUAAAAAACAAAAAAGAGAAACCUUUGCUACCUUUUCUAGAUCUCAUUUCUGAAGGACCUGAAAAUAUUUUAAGUGGGUAUCUUCUUCAAAUACUCAGAGACUGAAUUCUAAGAUCUAAAGAAAAUGCUGACUCACACAUGACUCAGUUGAAGGUUACAGGGAAGACUAAACAUUUAUUUAGAAGUUACAGUGUUUGUUUUUACAGAGAUAUGUUGCCACAGAUUAUUGAUUCUGGAAGGUUUUUUAAUGCUCAUAGUGCUGUACACAUCUUGGUCUGUUCUCAUGGGCAUUGUAGGAAAAUGUUUCCAGUAGCACCGGAUCCAGCCAUCUGUGUGGGUGUCUCCAGGCUGUGAUACCGUGACCCUUGCUUUUCAACCUCGUGGUUGUGAGGAACCAUGUGCCUGGGAUCCUUCCUCUUGCCAGCUUAUCUGUGGGCCUCCAGCAGCCUCGUCUGCCAUUGCAGAGGCCCCAGGUUAGGAGUCUGUCCCGUGCCAGCCUGUGCGGUGCUUUCCUGGGGGACUCCUUUUAGGUGGCGGCUUCUUUCUUUUCCCUCUCCAACCUCAACAGGUAGGAUUCCUUAUGUCUCUCCAGAAUUAUAAAACAUAUACAUUAUUUACAAGUGCAUAAAUAUAUAAAUAUGGCUAUAAUAGAAAAAUAAAUACCAAUUUUCUCUGUC
Mandrillus leucophaeus (drill) is the source of this 5689-nucleotide messenger RNA. RefSeq names its product cilia- and flagella-associated protein 44-like. The record is from RefSeq and is a predicted model, not a curated record. The transcript is spliced from 7 exons. The annotation marks the transcript as partial. Lineage: Eukaryota; Metazoa; Chordata; Mammalia; Primates; Cercopithecidae.